Messenger RNA from Babesia microti strain RI, 660 nucleotides. Its product is annotated as DNA-directed RNA polymerase III subunit RPC4, putative. Lineage: Eukaryota; Apicomplexa; Aconoidasida; Piroplasmida; Babesiidae. Gene Ontology annotation, molecular function: DNA binding. Bases 1 to 660 code for a protein of 219 amino acids. The record is from RefSeq and is a predicted model, not a curated record. Gene Ontology annotation, cellular component: RNA polymerase III complex. The transcript has 4 exons. Gene Ontology annotation, biological process: transcription by RNA polymerase III.
AUGCUAUUCAAGGAUGAGGACGUUGAUGAGGAUGAUAAGAUCAACAUUGAAGUUCAGCCCAUGGACUUUAAACCUAUUGAAUCGCAAUCUACAGUUCAAACCCAUGAUAUUAGCACAGAACUAGCACAAAUUAUAGAUGAAUGUCUUGACAAUUCGGUUGAUCACCUCCAAUUAUCAACACUUCACGAUGGAAUUCCUCAUCCUAUUUCAUUAGAAGCGAUUAGUACUAGUUUAAAUCAAGAAAAAAUAAUUGUAGAUGACUCAAGUGCCGUGGAUACUAUGCUUCACGUACAGUUGCCCAAAUUUCUCCCCAUGUUGGACAAGGAAUCCACUAUCGCCGCUUCAAGGGGCAAUAAUAUUGCACAACAGAAGCAAUUUGAUAGAAAAAAUGAGACAAUUGAAUACAAUUAUGCUGCAUCUACUGUGAAUGAACUGCCAAGUGGGUACCUAGGCAAACUGAGGGUCUACCGAAAUGGCACCAGAACGCUGGACAUUGGGGGAACGUUAUAUAAAGUGACAGAAGGGACUCAUAGUACAUCAGCUCAAAAAUUCGCAUGUUAUAUGCCAGAAACGGAAGAAUUUGUGCUUUUGGGUGCCUGUAACAGAUGCGUAACAGUAUCAGUUGAUGUAAAUGCAAUGCUGUUCCAGAAUGAACAUUAA